AGCAAUAAUAGCAAUAAUAGCAAUAAUAGCAAUAAUAGCAAUAAUAGCAAUAAUAGCAAUAAUAGCAAUAAUAGCAAUAAUAGCAAUAAUAGCAAUAAUAGCAAUAAUAGCAAUAAUAGCAAUAAUAGCAAUAAUAGCAAUAAUAGCAAUAAUAGCAAUAAUAGCAAUAAUAGCAAUAAUAGCAAUAAUAGCAAUAAUAGCAAUAAUAGCAAUAAUAGCAAUAAUAGCAAUAAUAGCAAUAAUAGCAAUAAUAGCAAUAAUAGCAAUAAUAGCAAUAAUAGCAAUAAUAGCAAUAAUAGCAAUAAUAGCAAUAAUAGC
Messenger RNA from Malaya genurostris, 318 nucleotides. Its product is annotated as GATA zinc finger domain-containing protein 4-like. The record is from RefSeq and is a predicted model, not a curated record. The annotation marks the transcript as partial. NCBI's taxonomy places the organism in Eukaryota, Metazoa, Arthropoda, Insecta, Diptera, Culicidae. The transcript has a single exon.